CAAUUAUUCGCGGCGAGAGAUCCGCACUCCGCGGAGUCGUGCGUUACGUUCUGUACGCGUCAACAUCAGCUGUUGUUUCGCUAUCGCGUGAAAUGACAGUUUCGUGGAGGUUCAUAAUGUGGAAAUCGUUUUCGUGAGGGUGCUUCUUCGUCUACCGCGGAGGUGAGCCGUAUCUGAUCUUUUUCUCCGGGUAAGAUGAACGGGAGCUUGGGAAUAAUGCGCGGACCAGAACAACAUCCUCAGAGAUUCGCGGAUUAUUUUGUCAUAUGCGGAUUAGACAAAGAUUCAGGCCUAGAGCCAGACAAGUAUUUCGGUGACUCCUUACAAUGUACACCUUUGGACCGAGCGUAUAAAAGCAAAGUUUUGGGACAUUAUCCUGAUUCUGUACCAUGGAACCCCUUCGACGAACACGCUGUGUGCAUGCUCUGCCUGCCGAGCGGCCUGAGAUUCCGAACCCAGAAACACUCGGUGGAACCGACAUUUCACUCGUUCGUGCUCACCAAGGAGGACGGGCACAGAACCUACGGGUUCAGUCUUGUUUUCUACGAGGAGUGCCGGAAUCGCAAGAUAUGCGCGGCUAUGCAAACUCUGCAGGCGAUGCACAUCACGGAACUGAGCAGCGGGCAAAACGGUACACCACCAACGGCAAGAAAAGGCCAGGAUGGACAUAACACGCGAUCGUUGCCACGGCAUUUUAAGCUAUCAGCACAUUCACCAGGUGCUGCGUUAGGCUACUACGACUCCACCAAAGACAAGUUGCUAGUGACUAAAUCGAUAUCCUUGCUAUGCCAGCAGCCUUACCUUCAUGCCGCGAAAACGUUCCUGACUAAUCUCUACAAAUGUGUUCCUAGACAUCCAGGACCUGGUCUUAGUUUAGAGUCAUACGUAUACAAUUUGCUGUACAAUGUGCCGGUACCAUUGCCUGGAAAGUCGUUAAAGUUCUUCAUUCCCAAUGACGAGCCAGCGAAAUCGCCAUUAGAGCUGGUUAUCCAUCAGCCAACGCCAUCGCAGGAGUUACAGAUGCUAGAUUACCCUCUGAAGGAUAUAUUUGCAUGGCUUGGAGCGGAUUGCGUGAUUCAAUUGUUUACAUGUGUCCUACUGGAGAAUCAAGUAUUACUCAGAAGUUCAGAUUUCCACAAGUUGAUGGUGGUAUCCGAAUGCAUAACGGCGCUUCUCUUUCCGUUUUCCUGGCAACAUGUGUACGUACCGAUAUUGCCCGCCAGUCUACAUCACUUCUUGGACGCGCCGGUACCAUUUAUAAUGGGUUUGCACGCGCAAAGUGAGGGCGGUGUAUUGAAAAUUGCCAGCGAAGCAAAUCUUUGUUAUGUAGAUAUAGAUAAGCAAAGUAGCCAAUUUCCAGAAGAGUUACCUGUAUUUCCACAUAAAAUGCAAUUUAUUGCCGAGAUUAGAGCUCUCUUAAACAAGUACAAAGUACCACACACGGGAAAGACUGAUAACACGGUCAUAAAUCAUUAUAACGGUGACAUCAUGACUAGUAGUUUGACGCUUCCUGGUUCUGGAUGUCAUCUUCCUCGCAGAAAACAUUCGUUACACGAUGUCUUGGAUUGGAAUCGACCGGAAACGACGCCACAAUCAGACACGUUACAAAGGAUAGUAGAUAUCGCUAAAAGAACUGGAGUGAACGUGGAAGAUAUCGAUUCAGUGGAAGAUAAUGUGAAAGAGCAGAUACUCUCACCUCAAGAAGAAUAUCAAGAGAUGCUUAUGUUUAACAAUGCCAUUAGAGAGAUUUUUCUGAGCCGUUUUGUACAGAUUUUUUCUAAUUACGAACACUUCGUUAUUCAACCAAGUCAGGAUAAAGAUGAAUGGUUGAAUAAUAGGGAUAGUAUGCAUGUUUUUGAUAAGGCUACAUUUUUAUCUGACCAACCCACACAGCAUUUGCCAUUUUUAUCAAGGUUUCUAGAAACACAAAUGUUCGCAUCUCUUGUCGACAGCAAAGUUAUGUCAACGUGGAGUGAGCUUGAUUUUAACACACGAGUUUUUGAUCAAAGAAUUUCUCUCUUAAGGAAAAAAGUUGGAGAAGGUAUUGUAAGAUCGACGCGUUAUGAACCUUGUACAAGUAUUGAAGAAUCGCAAAAGGUAUUGGAACAAAGAUUGACAAACGUAGAUUUUGAAACAAAUCCACCUACAGAGAUCGUUCCUCAUAGAGCAGCAUAUUUUCGAAGUUUUCCCUUGUUAGACAGUGUAGCAUUAAAUAAGGAGCCAACUCAAAGUAGUCGGAGAGGUCAGACUCAGUGGAAGUAUAAAAUGAAAUCUAUGGAGUCAAAUGGGAAAACUCCAGUACCUCAAGAAACACAAUCGCCUCGACCUCAAACUAAGCUCUCUGCAGAUAUGAGUCCAGCAUUAAUAGCACAAGCAAACUGGACAUUUGUUGAAAAAUUGCUCAAAGAUUGUAAAUCGAAAACAAAAAGAAUGUUGGUUGAAAAAAUGGGUUCUGAAGCAGUUGCAUUAGGUCAUGGCGGUGAAUCGUUAUCCGAUGUCGAAGAAAAUACGCUAGUUGCCAGUCUCUGUGAUCUCCUAGAACGAGUUUGGAGUCAUGGAUUGCAAAAUAAACAAGGGAAAAGCGCUCUUUGGUCGCAUCUUGCCAUGUAUCAAGAAGAAGAGUGCAACGACCCGAGUAAACCACUAGAUCCUAAUUUUCUUUCUCCUGCCAAGAAAUCACCAAGUAGCUUUUUUGGAUUACCAGAGCGUUUAAUUUCAUCUUUAAAGGGCAAAAAUAUUUUUGAAAUUGCUUCUUAUAUCAAGGAGAAUUUUAAUGAUUUACCAAACCUGGCAUUGGAGAUCGACUCGCCUACACGAGGCACGGACAAGCAUAAGUCUCCUGGCGACAGAAAAAUUGGCCCUGAACAUUUGAGGCCUUUGCCUAAUUCUUUGCUUUUUGAUAUUCGGAAUGUACAGGCAAUGACUGAUAUUAAAACGCAUAUUGGAUAUGCUAGAGCCUGGGUUCGAUUAGCACUUGAAAAGAAACUUCUUUCUCGUCAUUUGAAAACUUUAUUAUCAGAUACCAGAUUGUUAAGAAGUCAGUAUAAGCGCUCGGCAUUUUUGCGUUGCGAAGAAGAAAAAGAGCAAUUCUUAUACCAUCUUUUAACGUUGAAUGCAGUUGAUUACUUCUGUUUUACAAACAAUUAUCCAACUACGAAAUUGCCAUACAGGGUCGUUAUAUUUCCUAGUCGAAAAGCUAGCGCAGCUACUACUUCGGCAAAUAGUUGGAUCGCUAUUUCUGGUACAUUGUGUGAAACAAAUCCAGUGCCAAUUCCCAAGGGAGCGUUGGAAUUUGUGUUUCAUCAUAAGAAUUUGGGCGUGCUCUCUACAUUACGUAUAGGACAUGACAAUACAGGUCUUUCGCCAAAAUGGAUGGUAGAACAUGUUGUGGUGAGAAAUGAAGUUACAGGGCACACAUUUAAAUUCCCUUGUGGUAGAUGGCUUGGCAGAGGUAUCGAUGAUGGAUCUACUGAAAGAUUAUUAGUAGGUGCCUUGGUACCACAUAAUAUCGAUAGUGAAGAAUUGGUUGAAUCAUGUUCAACACCACCAAGAUGUAGGUCUCCUAGUAUACCUAGACGUCCUAUAGUGUCUCAAGUCGAACUGCAACAUAUGUUAGGAGAGUCUGUAAACGCAAUUGUCAAAUUCCACUAUAGAAGAGAAUGUCAGGAUGGUUCUUUGACUGCUUUACUUUGUGGGGAAGGUGGUCUUGUGCCAUCUUUAGAGCAGAUAUUUUUAUUCGGUUUUAAGAACCAAAGAAUAUUUGGGAAAAAUUUUUACGUUUGGGAUUAUCUCUUACGUGUAAAAGAAAAUUUUGAAAUUUCUUUGCUGGAAGAAAUGGACGAAUAUUCACAGAGGCUGAAUAAAGAUAGACGAAUUCAUGUAGAGAACAAUCAAAGAUUUACAACUUUAAGAUGUUAUUGUCAUCUUAUUGAUCAAAUUAACUUAUUCAGUCAAACUCUUGGUAAAGAUGGAAAAUUUCAGUUAUUUAUUUGCUUAGCAGCGAGAGAACAGCUUCUUCAUUCAAUGCUUCGGCCAAUGAGCGAAGCGCGCUCUACUGCAGACAUGUACGAAGAAACUUCUUUUUUAAGAAAUACUACAUUAUUAAAUUUCCUUAUUCACAUUCUUGAACCACUAAGCGAAUUUCACAUUGUCCUCGAAAAGAGCUUGACUCAUGGAAUUUCUAGUAUAUGUUAAUUUAUCAUAAACAUUCCAAUAAUUAGGAUACAUUUCUUUAAAACGGCACAAUUUAUAAAAUUCUAAAUAAUACGAGGCGAACAGGAUAAAUGUUAUAGUAUUUGAAAAAUGAUGAACUUUGUAAAACUCUACUAUUAAGAAUCUAGAAGAAAUUUAAUAAUGCAAAUGAAGACUGUUAUGCCGAUGUAAAAUAGUCGUUUUUAAAUGAUGAAUUGUUUGACAGAAAGUUGAUAUAUGAGUGAUAACGAAAACAAAGAUCUUUCUCUGUUCCGAAAGUUGAUGAUAUUGAUAACAAUAACAGUUCAGUGCAAAGAUAGAUGAUCUAAUUUCACCCAUCUUGCCGUAGAUAAUUGAUAGAGAAACUAGUUAAGAUUGUUGAAACUGAUGUAUUGUGUACCAAAGAUGUGAUCCUAUUAGUUAUUACUAUUUGUAUUAUUGAUAUUAUUAUUAUUAAGGAUUUAGUUUUUUUACAAUUUUUGCCGUAAACAGAAUAUCUAAAGAUCGUGCAAACAACGUAUAUUGCAAUAAUUAAUAAGUUAGACAAGAUAAAUAUCAAUUUUGUACGUUCCAUUAUUUAUUACAUUAAUCGAAAUCAUUAAUAAUAGGAAAUAUAACUUUGUCGAGAGAAAUAUUAGAAUAGGAAAAGAUUUACGAUUUGUUAAUUUUAAUCUUUCUCCAUCCUCAUAAAUCACAUUAUCAAUCAUGAAAAUGGUCGGUUAAUUUUUUAAUACGUUGUUUAUACACACUUGUGAACAGAUACCUGCAUUAUUAGUUAAUACUAUUUCUUUUACCUUUUUUUUUUUAUCGAAUAUGAUCGAAGAUUAUUUUAUUUUUACUUAUACGAGUACUGAGCUACAAGAAACAAUAACGUUAAAGUUUAAGAUUUAGUAUUAGCAAUUUAUAUUUCUUCUCUUGUAAAAUUUGAAAUUCAAUUAGUGUAUUGUAGUUUGAGCCGAAAUCAGAAGCACUUAAUAUAUUAUGAGAAACAUUUAUGCGCAUAUUCAAGAAAAAAUGGACCAACCGAUUUAAUCAUUUAUUACAAUUUUCGAAGUGUGACAAUUGAUUUUUGACGUGCAAGCUGCUUCUUCGAAGUUUUGAUAUAAUUGAUGAUCAAGAUAAGCAGAAUACUCUACUAAUUUGAAGAAAUAGCUUUCAGAGUACAAUUUUAUCGCUAGCAUUUGACUGACAUUCAAUAUCACAUCCCAUUGCUAAAAACUGUUCUUUCAUAUUAUUAACCAGUGUACUAUUACUCAUUCUUUGUAAAUCACGCGUGAAUAAUAUUUUUAUCAUAAGCUUUAAUGUUUAACGAGUUUACUUGGGUAUACUACAAUUUUUGAAAAAAUCUUAAUAAUUUCAAUGAUACUAAAUUUUUGGGGGUUUCGUUUUACUUUUUUGCUAUUUUAUUCUAAUAUUAAACAGAGUUAAAAUUAAGCAUUACAUUUAAUUUUAAAUAAAGAAUUACUAACUCUAAAGAAUUUUAAGCAUUGAACAGAUAUUUAGUUAAGUAAACAAAUUUAAUACAACUAUUUCUUAUUUUCAAUUCACCUUAAAUUUAACUACUUUUGUACCUAAUUUUUUAAAAAAUAUUAAUUUCAAGGAGAAAUAAUUUUAAAUAUCUUUUGUUGAUGACUGUAACCAUAAAAUAUAUAAGGUUCCAAAGUCAAACAUCAAGUAUGUAUUCGUACGUGUUCAUUGUGUACAUUCAUGACAUUGAUACAUAUUAAGAAAUAAUAGCGAGUCUCUCACACCUGUGGCCAAAUUUAAAAGUUUACCGUGUCAUCUUUUACAUAGAUCCGUGAAUGUAAAACUUUAAUUCUAAUCUCUGUUAACACAUUGCUUAUUAACUAAGAGUAUCUUUUAAUAUAUUUUUCAACGUUAAGCUUUUUAUAUAAUAUCCGUUAUUACAUUUUAAUCUUUCUGAAAAUAGAAUGAUUCUCUAUCUCCUCAAUUAUAAAAUAUAAAUUUACCAACGUAUAUAUCAUAUAGAAAUUUUAUAUCUAAGUAAUCUAUACUUAUAUUUGCAUUCUAUUGUAUGCUGUUUUAUCAAAUAAUAUUGAAGUAGAAAGCAAUGUGUUAAUAAAUGAAUAGGAACGGACGAAAAAAAGAAGAGUAUAGUAUUUGUUAGUUAUGUAUCAUUAGUUGUUUCAUCCGGAACAUACAUUAAGAUUCGUUUGUUAAUUAAUUAUGUUGCUGUAUAUUGUUGACAAAAAUAAUGAAAUACUCGCUUAAUGAUCUGGUUGGGUUACUUUCUCUAGAUUUUGUAGGAAAAAAUAAAACGGUUGUACACAUGAAAUUAUGUUUCAUAUCAUUUUUAAACGGAUUAUUGUAUAUUUUGUUGUUUUAACAAUAAUCACGUUUAGUCAAAAGGGGAAACAAAAAAUCGUAUUUUAGGUAGUUGUAAUAUAUGUAUUGUGAUCGUUUUGUUGUUAAAUUGGAGGAUAGUGCGUUGCAUUUUAUAUUAUUUUACUUUAUUAUGCUUUGGAGCAUGCCUGGUGUCGUCAUGUUAAAGUUGCCUAUAAUUUUAAUCUCUCUAUGAUCUUCAAUAAAGUCAAAUGUUAAAUGGAAUUUAUACAAAAUAUGUACAAUAGAUAUUUUUAAAAUAUUAAUAUUACAGAAAAAAAUUGUGAGAUAAAUUAAAAGCUAUAAUGAAUUAUGUAUAAAUAAAAUUUUUUUGUUAUUUUUAAUAUACAGAAUGGUUCAUUAUUAAAUAAAAUAUUUAGGAUUAUAAUUUUAUAAAUUUUUACUUGGGAAGGAUUGUAAAAUACUUCAUAUAUCAACAAAAUUAUAUAUAAUUAGUGCAAACACGUAGUUAAAGAGCUUAAAAUAUAAGCUUCGUAAUAAUAUUUCAGACACUUCAACAUGACGAUGUGCGCUUAUCCACAAUACUCAAACAAGUAGUUUAUGCGUAAGUUUCGAUCUAAGAUUUAAAAGUCAUGUCCAUGUAAUCACGAUCUAUGCUCGAUCGUUCCAUAGAUUCCUUACCAAGUUUGUACAUAAAUUAAAAAUUACAAAGCUUCAUGUAACGUAUAAUAGGAUCUUUUACAAGGUAAGCGCCGCAUAAUAUAAUUGUAUAUAUAUAAUGUAAAACAAAAUACUAUAAUACUGUACAGUAGAAUAAAGAAUUAUCAAAACUGAUU
This is a messenger RNA of Bombus pascuorum, 7331 nucleotides long. It is a transcript of the gene pns, whose product is annotated as DENN domain-containing protein 5B. Gene Ontology annotation, molecular function: small GTPase binding; guanyl-nucleotide exchange factor activity. Bases 196 to 4194 code for a protein of 1332 amino acids. The transcript has 20 exons. The record is from RefSeq and is a predicted model, not a curated record. NCBI's taxonomy places the organism in Eukaryota, Metazoa, Arthropoda, Insecta, Hymenoptera, Apidae.